This is a messenger RNA of Vicia faba (fava bean), 843 nucleotides long. Lineage: Eukaryota; Viridiplantae; Streptophyta; Magnoliopsida; Fabales; Fabaceae. The record is from the annotation of a GenBank genome assembly.
AUGUCUGGAAAAGAAGAUAAUCGAAUCUUUGUUGGAGGAUUGGGUUGGGACGUUACGGAACGUCAGCUGGAACAUGCCUUUGAUCGUUACGGCAAGAUUCUCGAAUGUCAGAUCAUGAUGGAAAGGGAUACAGGACGUCCUCGUGGAUUUGGGUUCAUUACAUUUUCUGACCGUCGGGGAAUGGAGGAUGCAAUUAAAGAAAUGAAUGGACGGGAAAUUGGUGAUCGAAUCAUCUCAGUCAACAAGGCACAGCCUAGGGCAGGGGGUGAUGAUGCAGACCAAGGGUACAGAGGUGGCUACUCUUCAGGUGGCAGGGGAAGCUAUGGGGCUGGAGAUAGGGUAGGACAGGAUGACUGUUUCAAAUGUGGUCGUCCAGGGCACUGGGCCCGAGAUUGUCCUUUGGCAGGAGGAGACGGUGGUCGUGGUCGUGGCAGUGGUUCAUUUUCUUCCCGUCCUAGGUUUGGAGGUGCUGGUGGACACGGGGAUCGCCUUGGUGAACGUGAGCGGUACAUCGAUGAUCGUUAUGAUGGAGGACGUUACGGGGAUAGGGACCGUUUAGACAGCCGAGACUACAAAUAUAGUGGCCGUGAUCGCUAUGCCAGUGACAGGUAUGCAGUAAGUGGAGGAGAUCGAUUUGAUCGAUAUGGAAGUGGCUCAGACUACCCGCAAAAUGGUUAUGGGAAAGAAAGAGGCUAUGACCGCUAUGGUGGUGCUCGUGGAGGUGCUGAUAGAAAUGGAAGUGGAAUACCUGCUCGUGAUGAAGGAAGAAGUUAUAGGGGUAGGCCCGCUCCUUAUGACCGCCCCAGCAGGGCUGCUCGGCCAUCAUCAUUUGACCGUUACUGA